Molecule: messenger RNA, 2633 nt
Organism: Ilex paraguariensis (yerba mate)
Lineage: Eukaryota; Viridiplantae; Streptophyta; Magnoliopsida; Aquifoliales; Aquifoliaceae
Source: the annotation of a GenBank genome assembly
UGAAACAGAGUUCAAAAUGUUGAGCAAAAAUAGUUGAUUGGCAUGACAUUAUCUAUUGGUUUUUGCAGAUUUUCUGUAUCUAUGACUUCAUUCACGAGCUGGGUUUUCUAGAUGGAUCUAUAAAUACACACAACUCUGGAUUGACUUCUCUAUGCAAAGAGCCAAAAACCCAGCGAAAGAGAAGAGAAAGAGAUAAACCCAACCCAUCUCAUAUUUUCCUCCAUUCUUCCUGUCUCUUCUCAAAAAACAUCUGCCCAUUUCUUGUGCUCAAAUAUCAAGCUCAUAAAAAGUUCAUUGCUUUCUCCCCUUUUCUUUCUCUCUUUGCCUUGGAUGCUUGACAAGUGUUCCUGUUUUUUUGCGGAAAGUAAGAAGGUUUUCUGUUUACAAAACAAAAGUAAGUGCUUUAUUGGACUUUGUGCUUAUCUUUGAUUAAUUCUUGAUGGGUUUUGGUGGGGCUAAAGUCUGAUUUGGGGUUUUUGGCUCAGUUUCUCCUGGGAUGUCUAUAUUUUAGAAUUUUGGCCUCUGGGAAUUGAGAUCUAGGCUUUGUUUCAGCUCUGCUUUAGAUUCUUGGGUUUGGUGUUUGUGGCUUUCAUUACUCAGAUUUUGGGGCUCUAGACAAAGCAAGGUCUUCAAUUGUGGCUUGAGCUGUAAGUUCUAACUUUAAGUUUAGAUUUUGGAUUGCACUGUUUUUGGCCUGGGUAUUGAGUUUUGGGUUAAAGAUAGAACUGAGUCUUCAAUUCUUCUUGUGAUUCAAUUUUGUAACUGCUAAUUUCUAACUUAGGGUUUUGGUUUGUUGUACUGUUGGUUUUAAUCAGUAUUGUGUCUUGGGGAUUCUGGAAAUCUUCACCCUUUUGCUUGCUUCAACUGGUAGUUUGCCUGCUUUUAUAAUUCAAGUUUUUAAGUGCUAGCUUGGGGUUUUGGGUUGCACCUAGCUAGUUUAAAGGCCCAUUUGUUGCUUUUAAUUUCUCAGAUCAUAAUUUCUCAGAUCAAAGGGUGUUUACUUGUAUUGUCAUGGAUUCUCAUAAGCCAGUUAUGUUGUCAAACUCCCCUGCUGUGUCUGAGCUUCCAUGUCUGAAAUCCGAAUAUGUGUCUCCGAACAAUGGCAAUUUAUCAAGCGAAUCUGGGGUACUUAGGAAGGAGAGUGUGGUAGAAAACCCAAAUGGGUUUAUUGGGGUUCUUGAGGUUUGCAUACACCAAGCAAGGGAUAUCCUCAACAUAUGUAUUUACCAUAAGCAAGAUGUUUAUGCCAAGCUUUACUUGACUAGUGAUCCUGAAAUAACAGUUUCAACUAAGACUAUUAAUGGUGGGGGACAGAAUCCUGUCUUUAAUGAGAAUCUUCAGCUCAAUGUUCGGAGGCUUGAUUCGUCGAUAAAAUGUGAGAUAUGGAUGCUGAGUAGGGUUAGGAAUUAUCUGGAAGAUCAGCUGUUGGGAUUUGCAUUGGUGCCUCUUUCUGAUGUUCUCAUUGAGAAUGGAAAGAUGGCUGGUGAAUUUUCUCUCUCAUCAAGCGAUCUCUUCCAUUCUCUAGCUGGUUUUGUUCAAUUGACUCUCACUUAUACUGGAGCAUCCCCCGAAGUCUUGGAACUUCCCACCCUGCGUACCUCUUGGGCUACAAAUGUGGCUGGAAAUUCUGGGGUACCCGAUGCAAUCCCUUGCGAACUUGAUAAGAUCGAGUUCCCAGAUCCAAAAGUUGUGAAUGAAAAUGAGAUGAUGGUCUCAGAGUAUUACGCAGUCCCAUGUGCCAAUAUGGACUCCCAAACCUCAGAAUGCCUUGGCACCACUGUAAAAGAUAAUUGCCUUAGUUCAGGUGAAAAUGUUUUUCUGCUAGAAAGCUUGGCAACUAAUAGUCAAGAUACCAUUGUGGUUUCAAAGAUCGACACUCCCCUAAGUGUUUCAACAAAUGGGUCUCCUUCAAUAUCGGUUCCCACAAGCUCCCAGUCUAUUUGUGACACUCCGAGAGCUUCAAAAUCUCCAAACCAGGAUGUUUCAUCCGUGAAGGAGGAAGUAGAGAAAGCUAAUAAAGAGGCUGAGACUGGUUCACCUGCAGUGACAGUAAGCACAUUUGUGCAGCCUGUUAUCAGUGUGCAUGUUGAAGCAGAACAAAAGGUGGUGCAACAAGAGAUAGUGGAUAUGUACAUGAAAAGUAUGCAGCAAUUCACAGAGGCUCUUGCAAAAAUGAAGCUUCCUAUGGACAUUGAAAAGGGAUCAGCUAUUGAAAAUGGACCAGGCAAUCCGGGAAAGUCAGGCUCAGACGAGAAGCCACAACCAGCAAAUGGCAAUGGCCAAAGCCCAAGAGUGUUUUAUGGGAGCAGAGCAUUCUUCUGAACUGUGGUGUGAUUGGUUCAGCCAAGAAAGAGGUUACUUGCGCUCAUUGAGUCUCAACUCUAAUUUUAGAAGUGAGUGAAAUUGUGCAAGUAGUGGAGUCGUUCAAUUUGUAUGCUGGUACAAUCUAGGAUUCUAGGUAACGGGUAAGCUUGUUGUCUUUGUUUCAAGCUUCACUGUAUGACAACUGCUAUUAAAUCAUAUGAAAAUAAUACAUUAUGCUUUUUUUAGGUCCUCAAUGUAUUUAUUUGCUUUGACCAGAAAAAAAAAAUGUAUUUAUUAGCUUUGUAUUGAUGCAUUUACUAUCGUAGAAU